This is a messenger RNA of Spea bombifrons (plains spadefoot toad), 2561 nucleotides long. It is a transcript of the gene PLG, whose product is annotated as plasminogen. Gene Ontology annotation, biological process: proteolysis. Gene Ontology annotation, cellular component: extrinsic component of plasma membrane. Gene Ontology annotation, molecular function: signaling receptor binding; serine-type endopeptidase activity. The transcript is spliced from 19 exons. The record is from RefSeq and is a predicted model, not a curated record. The coding region runs from base 80 to 2491 and encodes 803 amino acids. Lineage: Eukaryota; Metazoa; Chordata; Amphibia; Anura; Pelobatidae.
GUUUAACUGACUCUUCCUGACCAUCUCCAGAAGUGCAUUUAAGUUACAAGUUUUAGCUCAUCUUCAAAAUUCUUCUAAGAUGGGCAGCAGCAAUAUUGCGCUCUUUCUUCUUUGUCUGAUAUACACAGUUACAGGAGACUUAUUAGAGGAUUAUGUGAAAACUGAAGGUGCUUGGAUGCGUGGGCGGGAAAGAUAUUUUUAUUCAACCGGAAGUGAGAUAGAAUGCGCUGAAAAAUGUGAAAGUGAAAAUAGAUUCACUUGCAGGUCAUUUCUAAUAAGUAAAAAAAGUCAACUUUGUGCCACUUUACCCGAUAAUCGCAAGUCUUCCACCAUAUUAAGAAGAAAUGAUGUAACAUUCUAUGAGAAAAGAAUCUAUCUUGAGGAUUGUAAACGAGGAACUGGUAAGGAUUACAGGGGGACAGAAUCCACAACUCAUUCAGGAAAGACAUGCCAGGAUUGGAACUCUGCUGAACCACAUAUACCAAACAUCACACCUGCAAAGUUCCCAAAUGCUGGUCUAGAGGCCAAUUAUUGUCGUAAUCCAGAUGAUGAUGCUAAUGGACCAUGGUGUUAUACUACGGAUCCCAAAGUUAGAUUUGAAUAUUGCAGCAUUCCUCAAUGUGAAGAGGAGUGCAUCCAUUGCAGUGGAGAAAACUACAGAGGCACGAUAUCAAAGACUGAAUCUGGUAUUGACUGUCAACACUGGGACCAGCAAACCCCUCAUACUCAUGGUUAUACUCCUUCAAACAUGCCAGAAAAGAAUCUUAUCAAGAAUUAUUGUCGUAAUCCAGAUGGAGAACCCCGGCCUUGGUGCUUGACUACAAACCCCAGCAAGCGGUGGGAAUUUUGUAAUAUUCCACGCUGUACCACCAAGCCACCUCCAUCCACUCCUGGAGAACAGUGCUUGUCUGGAAAGGGUGAAUCCUAUACUGGAACUAUUGCUGUAACCGUGUCAGGAAAAACCUGUCAGUCUUGGAGUUCUCAUGAGCCCCAUAAACACUCCAGAACACCAGAAAACUAUCCAUGCAAAAAUCUACAAAGCAACUACUGUAGGAACCCAGAUGGGGAGUCUAUGCCUUGGUGUUAUACUACAGACAGCAAAGUGCGAUGGGAAUAUUGUGAUAUACCCAGCUGUAAUGAACCAACGUCUGUUCAAAUGAUUCCAACAAAUGCAUCUCCAGUCUUGGAAUGUUAUGAAGGGAAUGGUGUCAUGUAUCGUGGCUCAACAUACAUGACUAUCUCAGGAAAGAAGUGUCAGGAUUGGAGUUCCAUGGUGCCUCAUAAACAUGAAAAAACACCUGAAAAAAAUCCAAACGCAGGACUGGAGAAAAAUUACUGCAGGAAUCCAGAUAAUGAUAAGAGUCCAUGGUGUUAUACCACAGAUCCCAGCGUGAGAUGGGAAUAUUGCAAUCUGAAAAAGUGCUUGGAUAUUCCACAAAUAGAACAAAGGCCAGCAAAAACAACAAAACCCACUAUAGUCACUUCACUUCCAGAUUGUAUUGUAGGCAAAGGUGAAGAUUACUAUGGUACCAGGUCUAGAACUGUUAAUGGUCAUAUAUGCCAAGAAUGGAGCUCUCAGUCGCCACAUAAUCACACAAGCUUCACACCAGUUACACACCCUAACUCUCGAUUGGAGAAAAAUUACUGCAGGAACCCUGAUGGUGAUAUCAAUGGACCAUGGUGCUUCAUUACAACACCUGGAACAAUAAAAUGGGACUACUGUGACAUACCACGCUGUGCCUCUACUGAAAUUGAAUGUGGAAUACCAAAAAGAAAACAGAAAAAGUGUUUUGGUAGAAUAGUUGGUGGAUGUGAAGCAAUACCCCAUUCUUGGCCCUGGCAAAUAAGCCUUCGAACAAACUUUGGAAUGCACUUUUGUGGAGGAACCUUAAUUGCUCCUCAGUGGGUUAUCACAGCUGCACACUGCUUGGAACGAUCAAACAGGCCGUCGUCAUACAAGGUAUACCUUGGAAUACAUAAAGAAAAUGGCAAUGAGCCCUCCAAACAAGUCAGAGAUGUUGAGAAGUUAGUAAAAGGACUUGGUAAUGCGGACAUUGCCUUACUGAAACUGAAAAGCCCAGCUUUGAUAACAGAUGAAGUUCUCCCGGCAUGCUUACCAUCUCCUAACUAUGUAGUACCAGAUAGAGCAGAAUGUUUUGUGACUGGGUGGGGUGAAACACAAGGCACAGGUAAAGAAGGUGUACUGAAAGAAGCUGGAUUUCCUGUCAUUGAGAACAAAGUAUGUAACAGUCCCGAGUACCUUAACAAUAAAGUCACAAGUAAGGAGCUCUGUGCUGGAAAUAUCCAAGGUGGCAUUGACACUUGUCAGGGUGACAGUGGAGGACCCCUUUCUUGUUUUGAUGGAGAAAAAUAUAUGCUACAAGGGGUUACUUCUUGGGGUCUUGGCUGUGCACAGGCCAUGAAGCCUGGUGUUUAUGUGCGUGUCUCUAUGUUUAUCUCAUGGAUUGAAAAGACAAUGAAGGAAAAUUAAGGGAUGUACUAUUAUGUUUUGGAAUCAGUGGGAAUACAAAAAUACUAAAAAUAAAAACAGUUUAUACCAA